CAUGGUCGCACGAUUGUGACGUUUCACGGAAAACAGUGACGUUGGUUCAUAUCUGUAUUUACGUUGACUGCUGUUAUUUUUAAUAGUAUCAUGUUUAUGAUUUCAACCAUGUUUGUCAGGCAAUGAAAGUUCUGUUUAUGGCCACUUCCUUUUAAAGACAUCAAAGAGCGGAGCGCGAGCGGCUGUUAGAUCAUCAGAAUACCAGUGUUUGAUCAGGUUUAUUUGCGGUGAUGGCUAUCCUGUUUGCGGUGGUGGCUCGAGGAUCGACCGUUUUGGCUAAACAUGCGUGCUUCUCUGGCAACUUUCUGGAGGUGACGGAACAGAUUCUGGCCAAGAUCCCAUCGGAAAACAACAAGCUCACGUAUUCUCACGGCAGCUAUCUCUUCCACUACAUCUGCCACGAGAGGAUCAUCUAUCUGUGCAUCACUGAUGAUGAGUUUGAGCGCUCCCGUGCGUUCGGCUUCCUCAAUGAGGUGAAGAAGAGAUUUCAGACCACCUACGGCUCGCGAGCUCAGACCGCGCUGCCCUACGCCAUGAACAGUGAGUUUUCCAGCACGCUGGCUGCACAAAUGAAACAUCACUCAGAUCCCAAAGGCUCAGAAAGACUGACGGAAACACAGAUGCAGGUAGACGACCUGAAAGGCAUUAUGGUCCGGAACAUUGAUCUCGUAGCUCAGAGAGGAGAGCGGCUUGAACUGCUCAUCGAUAAAACCGAGAACUUGAUGGAUUCUUCUGUCACCUUUAAAACAACAAGCCGUAACCUGGCCCACGCCAUGUGUAUGAAGAACAUGAAGUUAACAAUCAUCGUCGUAAUAGUCGUGCUGGUAGUGCUGUAUUUUAUCGUGACAGCUGCCUGUGGAGGACUCAGCUGGCCCAGCUGUCGGAAGCAGUAGAAACCUUUAGUAUGCAAGACCACUCACCUCAGAGACUUACACAGGACAGCACUAAACUCCUGCAGUGUUUCCUGUGCGCUUACAAACCACACAUCAUUGUCUUUUCACGUUGAUGUUAACCGUCUAGUUUUGAUUCUUUGAGUUUUUUUCACGGUGUUUUAAUGCAGUUCUAAAGGAUGGAGAGUUUAAAGGAGAAGUCCACCAAUAAAUGAAAAUUCUGUUGUAAUUCAUUUUUCUGCAAAACACAGGAGGUGUUAAUUCACACUGCUCAUCAUCAUUACUAUGUUACGAAAAUAGAAGGGGAUUUAUUC
Messenger RNA from Pimephales promelas (fathead minnow), 1204 nucleotides. RefSeq names its product vesicle associated membrane protein 7 (gene vamp7). The record is from RefSeq and is a predicted model, not a curated record. Gene Ontology annotation, biological process: exocytosis; vesicle fusion; endosome to lysosome transport. Gene Ontology annotation, molecular function: SNAP receptor activity; SNARE binding. Gene Ontology annotation, cellular component: SNARE complex; membrane. NCBI's taxonomy places the organism in Eukaryota, Metazoa, Chordata, Actinopteri, Cypriniformes, Leuciscidae.